UUUCCCCCAUUCAGCCACAAGAAGUCUUUCCAGUACCAUGGCUGCCGGCUUGGUUACUGGUUCUCACGCUCGUAAUGAACAUCACGUCAUUCAUGGCAUGGAGGAUGAGCAGCGGCCUCCCACACGCGAAUCUGGAAACAAGACGAAAAUAUGUCGAGUUUGUGGGGAUGAAAUUGGGUUGAAGGAGAAUGGAGAGGUUUUCGUGGCAUGUCACGAGUGUGGUUUCCCGGUGUGUCGGCCUUGUUAUGAGUACGAGAGAAGUGACGGCGACCGGUGCUGUCCUCAGUGCCACACCCGUUAUAAGCGCCACAAAGGUUGCCCUAGAGUCGAAGGAGAUGAUGAAGAUAAUUUUGACGAUGAUUUUGAGGAUGAAUUUCAGCUCAGAAAUCAUCACGACACUAGUCCCGAUCGCCGACAGCAGUAUUGGGAAAAUGGUGAGUAUAAUCACCAACAUCUGCAUACUAAUGGAGCCGCACAUCAUUCCGUCGCUGGAAGUGUUGUGGGAGGUAAGGAAGAAGCCGAAGAAGACGAUCAAAAGGAGACUUACAGCACUUCCGAAUGGAAGGAAAGAGUGGAAAAAUGGAAAACCAGGCAGGAGAAGAGGGGUCUGGUCACAAAGUUGGACGAUGGAGGAAACGACCCCGGCGAUGAAGAUGAUUUUCUUAUCGCUGAAGCUAGGCAACCCCUGUGGCGAAAAGUUCCAGUUCCUUCAAGCCUAAUCAAUCCCUAUCGGAUUGUUAUCGUCCUCAGGCUCAUCAUUCUCUGCUUUUUCUUCCACUUCCGAAUCUUGGCCCCGGCCUACGAUGCCUUCCCUCUCUGGAUCAUCUCCGUGAUAUGCGAGAUAUGGUUCGGGCUGUCCUGGAUUCUUGAUCAGUUCCCCAAAUGGCUCCCCAUCAACCGGGAAACGUACCUGGAUCGCCUCUCCCUGAGGUACGAGAGGGAGGGUGAACCAAACCGUCUGUCCCCGGUCGAUGUCUUCGUCAGUACCGUGGAUCCUCUCAAGGAACCGCCCAUUAUAACUGCCAAUACGGUUCUGUCGAUUCUGGCGGUGGAUUAUCCGGUGGAAAAGGUGAGCUGCUACGUGUCGGACGAUGGUGCGGCGAUGCUGCUGUUCGACACGCUGUCGGAGACUGCAGAAUUUGCACGGAGGUGGGUUCCGUUCUGCAAGAAGUACAGCGUGGAGCCUAGAGCUCCGGAGUUCUAUUUCUCUGAGAAGAUUGAUUACUUGAAGGAUAAGGUGCAACACACCUUCGUCAAGGAUCGUAGGGCCAUGAAGAGAGAAUACGAGGAAUUCAAAGUAAAAAUAAACGCAUUAGUGGCAAAGGCUCGGAAGAAACCAGAAGAAGGAUGGGUUAUGCAAGACGGUACCCCGUGGCCUGGAAACAACACCCGCGAUCACCCCGGCAUGAUUCAGGUAUAUUUGGGGAGUGAAGGAGCACUGGACGUGGAAGGUAAAGAGCUGCCGAGACUGGUGUACGUUUCUCGUGAGAAGCGACCCGGUUACCAACACCACAAGAAAGCCGGUGCCAUGAAUUCUCUGGUGCGGGUGUCUGCAGUGCUGACAAAUGCACCCUUCAUGUUGAACUUGGAUUGUGAUCACUACCUCAACAACAGCAAGGCCCUCAGGGAAGGCAUGUGCUUUUUAAUGGAUCCCCAUGUCGCCAAGAAAAUCUGCUACGUCCAGUUCCCUCAACGCUUCGACGGUAUUGACCGUCACGACCGAUACGCUAAUCGCAACGUCGUCUUCUUUGACAUCAACAUGAAAGGCUUGGACGGAAUCCAAGGGCCUGUGUAUGUGGGAACUGGAUGUGUCUUCAACAGGCAGGCAUUGUACGGGUACGAUCCACCAGCAUCUGCAAAGAGGCCCAAGAUGACCUGCGACUGCUGGCCCAGAUGGUGCUGCUGUUGCUGUGGCGGUUCCAGGAAGGCCAAGUCCAAAAAGAAGGGAUCAUCCGUCAAGGGCCUGCUAGAUGGAAUUGGAACCUUCAGCAAGAAAAAGAAAAUGCAGGGCAAGAGCUACACCAGGAAAUCAUCUGCACCAGUCUUCGAUCUGGAAGAGAUCGAAGAAGGCCUUGAAGGAUAUGAUGAGCUAGAGAAAUCAUCCCUCAUGUCCCAAAAGAACUUCGAGAAACGUUUUGGACAGUCACCAGUUUUCAUUACAUCCACACUUAUGGAAGAAGGUGGCCUCCCUGAAGGGACUAAUCCCGGGUCGCUCAUUAAAGAAGCCAUUCACGUCAUCAGCUGUGGCUAUGAAGAGAAAACCGAGUGGGGCAAAGAGAUUGGAUGGAUAUAUGGUUCGGUUACAGAGGAUAUUCUGACAGGCUUCAAGAUGCAUUGUAGAGGAUGGCGAUCAAUAUACUGCUCACCAAAGAGACCAGCUUUCAAGGGAUCAGCUCCGAUCAAUCUAUCGGAUAGGUUGCACCAAGUCCUGAGAUGGGCUCUUGGUUCUGUUGAAAUCUUCCUCAGCCGGCAUUGCCCGCUUUGGUAUGGCUACGGAGGAAAGUUGAAAUGGCUACAAAGACUUGCUUAUGUUAACACAAUUGUUUAUCCAUUCACUUCCAUUGCUCUGCUGGCCUAUUGCUCGCUUCCUGCUGUGUGUCUUCUCACCGGAAAGUUCAUUGUCCCGUCUCUAAACAACUUUGGUAGCCUAUGGUUCGUUGCUCUUUUCAUGUCAAUCAUAGUCACAGGCGUGCUUGAGCUCAGAUGGAGUGGCGUCAGCAUUGAGGACUGGUGGAGAAAUGAGCAGUUUUGGGUCAUAGGUGGCGUCUCAGCUCAUCUUUUUGCUGUCUUCCAGGGCCUUCUAAAGGUCCUUGCAGGAGUCGACACCAACUUUACUGUAACAGCGAAGGCUGCUGACGACGCCGAGUUUGGGGAGCUCUACAUGUUCAAGUGGACUACCCUUCUCAUCCCACCAACAACUCUGAUAAUCCUGAAUAUGGUUGGUGUUGUUGCUGGAGUUUCAGAUGCAAUUAACAAUGGAUAUACCUCAUGGGGCCCACUUUUUGGCAAGCUGUUCUUCUCCUUCUGGGUCAUUGUUCAUCUUUACCCUUUCCUAAAGGGUCUGAUGGGAAGGCAAAACCGGACUCCCACAAUUGUGGUUCUUUGGUCGGUACUUUUAGCAUCCAUCUUCUCGCUGGUUUGGGUCAGAAUUGAUCCUUUCUUGCCCAAGCAAACUGGCCCCAUACUCAAACAAUGCGGAGUGGAGUGCUAGCAAGCCUAUACUAGUACAUUUCUUUAUGCAGUUGCUCCUCAAUUUCGUCCAAUUUUGCUAGGUCUUUCCUUUGGUUGCAAGUAAAAAUAGUUUUAUGUCGUCAGUGAUAAGAAUCCUACCAGUUUCGGACAAGGAAUUAAAGGCACUGGCAUAUGUAAAUUUGCGAGAUACCAGUGCUGUAAGACAUAUCUGGACUACCUUUUUCCCAUACAAUCCAUGUACCUUUACAUUUUUGUGACUGACUACUUGUUCCAGCCGGGUAUAAACCUGGAACUUUGCUUGAUC
Molecule: messenger RNA, 3496 nt
Organism: Coffea eugenioides
Lineage: Eukaryota; Viridiplantae; Streptophyta; Magnoliopsida; Gentianales; Rubiaceae
Product: cellulose synthase A catalytic subunit 4 [UDP-forming]
Exons: 12
Coding region: 38-3211 (1057 amino acids)
Biological process (GO): plant-type primary cell wall biogenesis; cellulose biosynthetic process
Cellular component (GO): plasma membrane; trans-Golgi network
Molecular function (GO): cellulose synthase (UDP-forming) activity
Source: RefSeq, a predicted model, not a curated record